Messenger RNA from Hemicordylus capensis (graceful crag lizard), 4952 nucleotides. It is a transcript of the gene IFNGR2, whose product is annotated as interferon gamma receptor 2. The coding region runs from base 454 to 1410 and encodes 318 amino acids. Gene Ontology annotation, molecular function: protein binding. The transcript has 7 exons. Lineage: Eukaryota; Metazoa; Chordata; Lepidosauria; Squamata; Cordylidae. The record is from RefSeq and is a predicted model, not a curated record.
AGAGGAAACUCAGCCCGGAAUUGCCCAAACACACAACUCAGGAGGAACGCACUUUGCCCUGUCUGUGCCCACCCUCCAUUUUUCUCGCUCGUGCCGCCACUGUCCCUGCCAAGCCAAAUUCACGAACUAGGUCUCCUCCUCGCCCUUCUAGUGACUCGAACGUUUGACCUGCGAGGGAGGGAGAGGCGAGACUGCGGCUUCUGGUUGCCCCGCGAGUCAAGCCUCCGCUCCGCCUCCGCCCUCCCACCUCCUGCUGGGAAGAGGCUGGGCUUCGUCGCAGGGAAGCUCCAAGGAAGUCCUCUCGCCCGCCCCGCACGCACAAACUGGCUGGCUGGUCGGAGCCGCGGCUCGAGGGGGAAUGGCGGGGGCUGCCGCGUGAAAAAAAGCCUGCCGUCGUCGCCCACCCCCUCAGGAGGCGCCUGAGGCGAGGGAGGGCGGCAGAAGCUCGCAGCCAUGCUGUGCCUCGGCGCCCCGCUCCUGCUCCUCCUCCUGUGGAGGCCUCUAGUUCGGGCAGCCGGCGUAGAAUCUUCUGCCUUCUUACCAGCACCACAAAAUUUGACAAUUCAGUCAUAUAAUUUCAGGAGUGUGUUAAAAUGGUCUCCAGUUAAUGGGAUCAAUGGUUCUGUGUUAUACAACGUUCAAUAUCGCAUAUCAGUUCUAAUGUGGGCGGACGUGAACUGCACAAAUAUUACAAAGCCUGAAUGUGAUUUCUUCUUUCCCAUGAAUCACAGAAUCAUUUUACGUGUUAGGGCUGAACAAGGAGAAUUAAAAUCUGCUUGGACAGAGGCGCCUCCCUUUAGAGCACUGACAAACACUACUCUAGGACCUCCAAGAGCAAUAAAUGUAAGCCCAGAAGGCAACAGACUGUUUAUAAGCUUCUUGCCUCCUUCCAAUCAUACAACGGAUUACUUUCAUGUUGUGUAUUUUAUAAACUACUGGGAUAAUUCAACAAAUGAAAAGUUUAAAUACAGUACCAAGAGUACAGUAACCACACUCACUCUCAAGGAAGGAACAAUGUAUUGCUUGCAAAUACAGGCAGUGCUGAUGGAAGAGUUAAAAGGACAAUUAAGUGAGACUUACUGCAAAAAAACGACAAUCACUGGCGCAACAAGAAUUUUGUAUGCCAUAAUGAUAUUUGGAGGUGUAAUGUUUGUAGUCAUUUUAGUAUUUUUGUGCUUAUGGAGUAUCCAAAAAUAUCAAAAUACAAUUAAAUCUUUGUGGCAUCCUCCCCUUACAAUACCAUCCCAUUAUGAAGAGGUCUUACAAAAUCCUCAGAUGGCUACAGUUGAAGAAUUUAAGAACUCUGCAGGAGAAGAUCCCUGGCACGUGGACACUUUAUCCAUUAUCUCCAAUGCAGAACAAAACCAAACUGUAGCAAACAACCUGUUGAAGGCAGAAGAACACGGAUGAUGUUCUUUCAUCUAUGGAUGUUGAACUUUUAAUGUCCUCUUGUAGAAUUUCAAUACAGAGAAAUAGCUGAAAUUACCUCUUGUCAAGCACAGGAAGCUGCAAACCACAUACCCUGCCUAUGAUUCAUGUUGAACUAUGAAUUGGAAACCAACGUGAAAUGACACAAAUGCUAUGGCUUGGUAUAGAUAGCUUCUUAAAUCACUGAAAAAUUACUGAGAUUUUGGAAGAGGCUGUUAUCUUUUUACUGGGAUUUUGGAAGAGGCUGUUGUUCCUUUAGGUACUCUUGGAAACCUAAUGCUUCACCACAGAACAAGGGUUUUGGCACACACUUAAACUGCUGGAACAGUGUGAAACUGCAAAUGUUUUUAGUACAUAAGCACAGGGAAUAGCGUGUACUAGUGGUCAGAUUUACUCAUGUCUAGAACUUUUAAAAUAAUUUAUAUUUUUUCAGCCUGGACGGUAAUCCUGACAAGAUGGUGGGUAAGAGAUAUUCUCUGUUUUGGGAUGGUCUCCCUUUGAAGGAGCAGGUAAUCAACUAGAGAGAGCUUGUUUACUAACUUACUACUUCUUUACUACUUACUGGGGUUUUGCUUUGACUGUGAAGUUUGUUGGAUGACAAUUGAUAGCUGCUUCAUUGUUUAUGGGCUAUUCAGACAUUGAGUAAUUAAAAAGUUUACUCUUAAACAGUCCUGAAAAUGGCACUAUGGAAGAAAUGUAGAAUUUAGGGACUGCCAUGUGCACACCCAGAAUAAGCUGGUGGGGGAUGGGGUGGCUUCAUGCCUGGGAGUGGACUUUGAUAGUAUUUGGAAUGUAUAAUCUGAUUCCCAUCAGCUGCUUGGCACACCCUCUCCAUUCUGCAUCUGGGUAUAUCUGCAGUCAUCUUUCCUGAGGCAUGCAGCCCACUUCUGGUUGCAUAGCUACCUUGCAGAUGUCUGCUCACCAUUUCUCAGUGUUUACUUUUCCAGUUAUGGUACUUUUAUGCUGUAUAUCCACUUAAUUACAAUGACAUCUGUGUCAUCUGGUUGUGUGUGUGUGUGUGUAGGGGGGUGCCUUUAUUAAAGUGUCCUUGGGGAGGUGCGCACACACACACGCCUGCAAACCCAGCAGUUUAUGGUUCUAUGUCUGCUUUGUCUGGAGUGCAUUGGAGGUGAAUUGGAAAGAGCCUUGGGGAGAUGCACAGCAACUGUGCUUUCACUACAGACUUAGAGGGGCACUGUGGCAGCAACUCUGAGUCCAGUAUUUCUGAACUUCACCCAGUGGCCAUGUUAAGCCAGCCUUUUCUACCUUUACUUAGCAGUCAUUUCCACCACCCACAGUUCUCUUAGCAGUCAUUUCCACCACCCACAGUUCUGCUUCUACCUAGCACCCGUUUUAAGCCCAUCUUCCCCUGGUGGACAGCUGCACUACUGGCAGUUUGGAUUGGAAAAUAUCUGUGGGUUUUUAAAAAAUUGUUUUUCCUUAUGUGUAUACUUGUAUAUACUGUGCUGGGAAACACCUCCUGUACUUUUGCAUGCAUUGUACCCAUGGAGGACAGGAGCACUUGAAAAUUUUGCUGAGAAUAAUAUAUAUUUUAAUUAUUAUUUUUUACAAUGAGUAUUUAUAUGCGCGCAGUAUUCAAUCCAGGCAACAAAACACCAGAACAUAGCACAUUUGGAGGUUUGGGGGAAUCUUUCCUUUUUACUGUUUGGGGUGCUCAUCUAGAUUGUGGGCUUUAGUAGGCAGCCAAUCACAUCACAUAGGGAAGGAAGGAAGUGUGUAUGACAUGACACCCCACAUCCCAUCCCACCUCAGACCCUCGUAGGAAUUUUCAUAAAUUUUUGAAAGUAUCUGCAGAAGUGGAACUAGAAUUCAGACAGCGUUUUUUCCUAUGGAGACAAUGGGAUACAAAGCUUAUCUAGGGCACCUUCUUUAGAUUGGGGUUUCUCUGCAUCAGAAGAUGUUAUUGCUUCAGGGGUGGUCUUGUUUGAGAGUCCCCAAAUCUGUGGAUGUAUGACAUGAUGCACCUUGACCCUUUCAGGAAUUUCCAGAUGACAGCAAAGGUGUAGUGGGUGUUUCCAGCCCAGGUCAAGGUAGCAACUGUACAAGGAAGCAGUAGGUGUGCAACAGGAGGGGAAAUGGAAGGGGGAUUCCAGAGAUGGAUAGUGGUGGGCAGGCAGGCAGAGAGAGGUGGGGAGCUGAAACCAAGAACAUAAAAGCUUCCUGUGUAUACAGAACAGGAUGUGCAUGGCCCAUAGUGACUCCAGUUAGCGUUUAUCACACUUACUCACAAAAUAAAUCUCUGUCUGGAAAGCUUCUGUCAUUUGUAUAACAGUGACUUCUCAUUUAAAGGUAAAGUGUGCUGUCAAAGUCGAUUUUGACUCCUGGCUCCCACAGAGCCCUGUGGUUUUCUAUGGUAGAAUACAGGAGGGGUUUACCAUUGCCAUCUCCCAUGCAGUAUGAGAUGAUGCCUUUCAGCAUCUUAUAUCGCUGCUGCCCGAUAUAGGUGUUUCCCAUAGACUGGGAAACAUACCAGCGGGGAUUCGAACUGGCAACCUUCUGCUUGUUAGUUUACUGUAAUAGAGACUGCUUGGAUGCAUUUGCUAAUGCAGACCUACCCACGCUCUUAUUCUAGCUCAAGCACAGAGAACAGCUCAUAUUCCUCCAAUUCCUGUAAAACUGUGGUGAGUGGAUUCAUUUCCAGGUGCUUGUUUUAUCAUUUAAAGACCCAGGUCCUUCAUAUUCCUAUGCUAAGGUAAUUUAGCUCUGCAUAUCUUUAUUGCAGCAACUAAGAACUGAGCAGAUGCAGAGGAUUAAGGAUGGGUCAAAACAGCAACAUGAUCACUCAACCCUCAACUGCUACAUUUGAAAUUAGGAUUACUGUAAAUCAUUUUGGCUGAGUCAACACUGUAAAUGGGCAAAAUUAUUUUUAAGAAGGUACAGAGGACCACCUUUUUUGUGGCAGAUCUUCUAUUUUGUCCACUGCCUGCUGAAAACAUGUUCUAAAAGGCAUUUGCAGGCACUGGCUCAUUGCUUUUGUUGAUGGAUCUUAGUUUUAGUUUGUUUUUUGAACCAACUACUUGUCUCAGACAGUACCUUCGGAGCUCCACUUGUGUGGGAAAGCAGCUCAAUGCUGCACAUAAAUCACAGCAGCUGUACUUCAGGAAAGGUAUAAACUAUGUUUGGAAUUUAUAAUCAGAUUCCUGCUAUAUGCUACUAGUACAGGUGAAGAGGUAGCCACCUCUAAGGCAGGGCUGCACAACUUUGGCCCUCCAGCUGUUGUUGGACUACAACUCACAUCAUCCCCAGCUGCACCAGCCAAAAGUUGAGGAUAAUGCGAGUUGUAGCUCAACAACAGCUGGAGGGCCAAAGUGCAGCACUGCUUUAAGGUGUAAAGGUUUUUGUGUAUGGGUGUGUGUGUGUUGGUGUAGUAUGGUACUCAUUACCUUCAGUCAUUUCUUUGCUCCCAAAUGUGAAAAAAGCAAGCACCGUUUGCUGUGGGUCAUCUGUCCUUUUUGAGAAAUCAGCACAUACCAUUGCAAUAAAUAAUUCACUUUCAUAUUCUA